AUGGAUCGCAAACAGCUGCCCUCACGGUGUCCACUGGGCACCGUGUCCAGCGAUCUGAGAAUUCUGCAAGGCAAUUCCUCCCUGGAGCUGAGCGAGUACUGGGACCGGCAGUUUGAUGGGGAUAAUGAUGAUCAGGAGAAAUUACUGAAGGAAAGCUCCACACUCUACGUGGGGAAUCUUUCCUUUCGUACUACUGAAGAGCAAAUAUAUGAGCUCUUUAGUAGAUGUGGUGCUAUCAAGCAUGUAUUUAUGGGCCUGGAUAAAAUUAAGAAAAAGGCAUGUGGUUUCUGUUUUGUAGAGUACUAUAACAGAGUUGAUGCCGAAAAUGCCAUGUGGUUCCUAAACGGGACCCGCCUAGAUGAUCGUAUUAUCCACACAGAUUGGGAUCUAGGCUUUAGAGAGCACAGACAGUAUGGCCACCGACCUGAGGGCCAAGUAAGAAACGCAAACGCGUUUUGUGAAGAUUUUGAUGUUGGUAGAGGUGGCUCUGGAAAACAGGCUCAGGCCCGUGAUAGAAGAGGAAUCCAUUAG
This is a messenger RNA of Neomonachus schauinslandi (Hawaiian monk seal), 531 nucleotides long. It is a transcript of the gene NCBP2L, whose product is annotated as nuclear cap binding protein subunit 2 like. Lineage: Eukaryota; Metazoa; Chordata; Mammalia; Carnivora; Phocidae. The transcript is spliced from 2 exons. The record is from RefSeq and is a predicted model, not a curated record. Gene Ontology annotation, biological process: mRNA cis splicing, via spliceosome. Gene Ontology annotation, molecular function: RNA cap binding. Gene Ontology annotation, cellular component: nuclear cap binding complex. The coding region runs from base 1 to 531 and encodes 176 amino acids.